GUCAUUUUUAUCGCAAGACGAAGCCUCGGAGGGUUCAGUAGUCACGCAGACGCCGAAGGAGAACGUUCAACCAACGCUGAAACGUUCACAGUAGGAAACCAACGUAUUUCAGAGUCAACACUAUAUUUACAAGCGAGCCAGAGGCAGAGGUGAAGUUUUACUCGCUUGUUUGUAGCGAUUCGUAAAGCCUGUGACUACGCGGCUUUGUCUUCUCAAAUACCCGGUAUGGCUUCGCUAAGCUGUAGCAACAGAUUUCAAGUGCUCUGUUAUGAGCAAGUGGCCAGGCUGCAUGAAGUUAUGGAAGACGUCAUUCCCAUUCAUGGACGAGGUAACUUCCCUACCCUCGAUGUCAAGUUGAAAGAUCUUGUUCAAGUCGUGAAAGACAAACUGACAGCAGAUGGUGUCAUUGUAAGGGACAUUCGUCUCAAUGGGGGCGCCGCCAGUUACAUUCUCGGCACAUCAAAUGCUCAAGAAUUCAAUGAUGUUGAUUUGAUUUUCGGUGUGGAUUUGUCGAACCAUAAUGAGCUUCAGAAAAUUCGCAAUUGUGUGCUUGGAUGCAUCGUGAAUUUCCUUCCAGAUGGCACUAGCAGGGACAAAAUAAGCAGCUGUACUUUGAAGGAAGCCUAUGUGCAAAAAAUGGUGAAGGUUUGUAAUGAACACGGGGAUAGGUGGAGUUUAAUUUCUUUAUCCCACAAGACCAGAAAAAACGUGGAACUGAAAUUUGUGGAUAAGAUGAAGCGCCAGUUUGAGUUCAGUGUCGAUUCCUUUCAAAUUAUCCUGGAUAGCCUUAUUACAUUUUAUGACAUUUCCAAGGCUCCAAUGAGUGAACACUUUUAUCCUACCAUCAUUGCUGAAAGUUUGUAUGGUGAUUUCUCUGAAGCCUGGUACCAUCUGGAUAAUAAACUUAUUGCAACAAGGAACCCGGAGGAAAUAAGGGGUGGUGGUCUGCUCAAAUACUGUAAUCUUCUUGUCAGGGGUUACACCCCAGCAAAUGAAAUUGAUAUUCGGACGAUGGAGAGAUACAUGUGUUCGCGUUUCUUCAUUGAUUUUAGUGACAUAAACCAGCAACGUCAGAAACUGGAAGCCUAUCUGGUCAAUCACUUCAACGGUGAUGAGGAUAUGAAGUAUGAGUACCUCACAACCCUUUAUCGUGUCGUUGAUGAAAGCACCAUCUGCCUUAUGGGCCAUGAGCGGCGGCAGACGCUCAACCUCAUUCACCAGCUAGCUUACCAAGUGUACAUGGCUCAAGAACGGAAGGCCCAAGUCAAAUGUGUGGAGCUGCAUCAGUUAGAUCAACUCAACAACCUAGUCAUUGACCAGGUUUUCUAUGGGCCUUUUGACACCAAUGGCAGUAGCAACCAAUUUUACAACUACCCAAUGCCUUCCUCUUCUUACCACCAGAUCAGCAAUUCUUCCUCUUGCCCGUACUGCCCCCCGUACCUUCACUGCUCCUAAUAGUCCUAGGGAAGGAUGCAAGGGUCGGCAUUGCCACAAGGGUAUGUCGACCAAGUGUUUUUGUGCAAAAAAAAGACAAAUAAGAGGACAUCUGUAACUUCUCUUCGUUAUAUUCAGUUCACAUAGCACUUGGUUCAGCAUUGUUUCGCAAUCAGGAUCUCAAUUCUCUUGGAUCUUAAAUUUCGUCUUAAGAGGGUUUUUCCCCCCCUCUGACUAUUAGUUUGGUUUUUCAGAUUAUUUGUUCAAGGAACUGAAAAACAAGAAGAAUAUGUUCCUGGGCUGGCUUAUAUUUUCCUUGUUUCACUGUGUUUGAGAAAUAUUAUUUCUUUCUUUUGCAAACUGUGUUAGCAUACACGUUAUAUUGAUACUUGGAUGAAUUCAACAUCUAUACUGCUGCAACAAUUACAAAAUUAACCUUCCCAUGACAUGAUAUUCUGGGAGUUCAGGAUGCAUUGUGUGUAUGUACAUAAACAUUAUUGGUGAUUUUAGUAGUCAGUGGUUGUAAAGUUGACCAAGCAAAAAGGUAUGAAAUUAUUUCAACCAUCUGUUUCUACUAAUAUUGCUGCCUUCACUUUACAUUACUUUAGUUUAUAUCUGAAGAGUCUUCAGAAGAUUAUUUUUUUUCCACUUUCAGUUGUAAUGGACUUGAUGCUGAAUUGAAGCACUUGUCAGUGGUUUACAGUAACUUACAAAGUAAAUUUUCAGGAGACAAGUGAGCCUGGGAUCAUGUACAAAGAAGUUUGUUAUCUUGUAGAGAAGUGCAGUGAAAAUUUUUGGUCCACAGGACCUUUUGUUACUUGUCAGACAUUAACUCAUUAUAUCUUUUUGAGAAGGAACUGGGGUGAUGUAUUUUCUUUACCCAAAAGAAAAAAAAAUGCUAAAAAUGUGUUUAUUGGAUUGCUGAAAGUUUCACUGGUCUAGACUGAAAAAAAGUUGGGUUUAAUCUGUUUUACCAGUUGAGAGUUAAUUAAGUGUCAGUAAUUCCAUCUCAGCUUACUUCAGCUUUUGAAACAUGUCAAGUCGG
This is a messenger RNA of Aplysia californica (California sea hare), 2479 nucleotides long. RefSeq names its product terminal nucleotidyltransferase 5C. The transcript is spliced from 2 exons. Gene Ontology annotation, molecular function: RNA binding; poly(A) RNA polymerase activity. The coding region runs from base 226 to 1455 and encodes 409 amino acids. Gene Ontology annotation, biological process: mRNA stabilization. The record is from RefSeq and is a predicted model, not a curated record. Lineage: Eukaryota; Metazoa; Mollusca; Gastropoda; Aplysiida; Aplysiidae.